Messenger RNA from Bicyclus anynana (squinting bush brown), 4856 nucleotides. Its product is annotated as zinc finger protein 91. Gene Ontology annotation, cellular component: nucleus. The transcript is spliced from 3 exons. Lineage: Eukaryota; Metazoa; Arthropoda; Insecta; Lepidoptera; Nymphalidae. Gene Ontology annotation, biological process: regulation of DNA-templated transcription. Bases 157 to 2502 code for a protein of 781 amino acids. The record is from RefSeq and is a predicted model, not a curated record. Gene Ontology annotation, molecular function: DNA-binding transcription factor activity, RNA polymerase II-specific; zinc ion binding; RNA polymerase II cis-regulatory region sequence-specific DNA binding.
CAGUGCAGAUAUUAUCUGUCAUUUGCUGUCAUUGACGUUAAUAAACUAUAAAGUUUUUAGCUAAAAUUUCUCUUUUUAACUAACCAUUUAAUUUAAUGAAAAAAGAUUUAUCUUUACGCAAUAAAAUAAAUUAUAAUUGAUUUUCGAUUAUAAAAGAUGAACCAGGAAUUUGUGAACAAAUAUGUCAAGUGUUAUGAGAGACUCCGCAACAAAACAGUUCUAGUCGGUAGUCAAGAAAAGAAGCAAGACGAUUUCAGAGAACCUUUGACUACGAAAAACGCGGUGAAGUAUCUUCUACAAGGAAGUCUUAGGUUAAGAGUUUGUCGAUACUGUUUGAAUAUCACAAGCAGAUUGUCAGAAUUUGAUGAAGUACUGACAUUGGCGGUAGACGGAGCUCUCCAUGAGGUUACCAUAAGAGAUAUAGUUGCAAGUUUUCACCCAUACAAGGUAGCAGACGAUGCAAACUUUCCAAACAAAAUAUGCAAUGAAUGUGUAAACAGAGCAAUUAGCUGCUAUUUAUUCACUCAACAAUGUGAUAGAGCAGAAAGGGCUUUACGUAACUGUUUUGAUGACAUAUAUGAUAAAUUUGAAAAACUGGAUUCAUUAGAACCUAUCAAAAGGAGAGGCAAACGUAAGCUUCACCCAAACCCUAAUAUAAUAUAUGCAGAACAUGAAGAGGUCAUUGAUUAUGCUGAACCUGUGAUCAACAUUGUUAAUGUAACCAACCAAUGCACUGUACCAAGUAAUACAAUGAGCGAACUUGAAUGCCAGAAAUGUUGGCAGGUCUUACCAAACGUAGAAUCAUUGUUAAAUCACGAGAAUUCACAUCCAAAAAGCAUGUGGUACAAUUGCAGAUUAUGUGGCAAAUCAUUUGUCAAACGUUCACUUUUAAGGAAACAUAUUAAACACACACAUAAACAGAAUAAAGAAACUAUUGAUGAAUAUAAUGAUGAAAAUUUCAAAUGUGUUGUAUGUGGUACUGAAAAUAAAUCACUCACAGAACAUUUGCAACAUAAUGAAAAUCAUAAGUUCUCCUCAUUGGUCAAAUCGUUGCUUCAGCGGAAAGUUGAUACGUUAUGUACAGUUUGCUUGGACAGGAGUUCUCAUUUGAUGAAUAUGAAUGAUGUUGUUCACCUUCAUGGAGGUUAUUCAGGCUCAAUGGGUGAUAAGAGUAUCCAGAAUAUUUUAACUGCAACAAUUCCAGAUAUCAACCUUACCACCUACACUGGAACUAAGAUAUGUGAUAAAUGCUAUAACCAUGCAAUAUCCUCUUAUGUUUUUAUUAUAAAAAUUCGCCAUGUUAGAAGUAGAUUGAAUACUUGUCUUAGCGGCAUGCUAGAUAAACUAAGUAGUAUAGAUGAUUCUGAUAAAAAUUUAAUGAUAGAAAUAUCGCAAGAUACUAUACUACCAAUUUUUGAAUUAGAUGAAGUAGAGGAACCACCAAAAAUUUAUGAUGAAUAUGAAAUUCUAGAAGAUGAGUUCAGAAUAUCUGAUUCAGAAAGCUGCGAUUCAAUAGAGAGCGAUAGUUUAAAUGAUACCGAUCAUAAUUUCGAUGUUAAACCUCUAAAUAAUGUGAAUAAAAGUGCAAUCAAAACAUAUACAAAUGUCAAAAAGUUGGUCAACGGUUACCAAAACGAUUAUGGUAAUAGUAUAUUCAGAGAUGUGUGUAGUGAAUUUUUAACGUUCAACAAAAAGUUUAAUAGGCCUAAACAUAUACCGAAGUAUAGGUAUACAUGUCCAUUUUGUAAUAAGCACUUCAUAUCAGAUUAUUUCCUUAAAAAACACAUAUUAAAACACAUACAAAGAAAAGUUCAAUGCAACAUAUGUUUGCAUUAUUUCAAUUCGAAAUUCAGUCUUUUUGAGCAUAAAAAAGCAGCGCACAUAUUACAAUUGGAAGAGUACAUGACUUGCAAGUGUUGUGGCAGGACAUUUAGCAAUAUAAAGAAGAUGAAGUCUCAUCAAAAGAGUCACAGGAUUAAGGAUUGUCAACUGUGUGACAAAUUGUUCUUACUCCAAAAACAUUACGACAUCCAUAUGCAACGUCAUGCGAUUAAAUUCAAUGCAUAUAAAAACGAAGAUGUUCAAACAUGCAGUUUUUGCCAAAAGGCAUGCUCGAACGAAAAUGAGCUCUCUCUGCAUGUAAAUAAGGUUCACCUUCAAAUGAAACCGUACAGCUGUGAUAUGUGCGAUCGACAAUUUUACACUGAAACCAAUCUUUCGAGUCAUAAAAAACUUCAUAGUCUAUUUUCCAAGGAAAAUUGCGCUUUUUGUCGUAAAACUUUCAAAUGUCGCAAAGAUUUAGUCGUCCAUGUUAGAAAGCAUAUAGGUAUGAAACCACACGUUUGUCCUGUAUGUAGACAAACUUUCUAUUCUGAUGGCAAUUUAAAAAAACAUAUGAGGAUAUUCCAUGGUGGUAUAUAUUCUUGCAGGCUUUGCAGGUCAGUGUUGCCUAGUCAACUAGAGCUAAAGUCGCAUAUAAAUCUUAUACAUAGUUCUAUGUAGCAUUUACUUUAACAAUAUUGCACUGAAUAAAAGGGAAUUUAUAUUAUAAUAUAGUUAUACUUAAUUUUAGUUAUUAACAUAGUGUUACAUUUGUAAAUGUUCUUGGACUCUGGUAGUACCUAUAAGAAAAUUGUUAUAUAUGAAAUUCUUGAGGACAACAUUUGAAAAUUCAAAUUAGAUAUAUUUUUUUUUAAAUUUUGCAAAAAAUGUUCUUUGUAAGAUUAUAUUGCAGAAAUAUGUAUAUAAAUAAAACCAUGAAAAGGAGACAGACUAUCCAUAUUAGUGUAAUUUAAUAAAAAUAAAUAAUUUUAGACUGCUUUAAUUUUAGUUUGAUUGAUUUUUGCAUAAUCAUUAAUAUUAUCAAGUACUUGCAUUAUAAAAUGCAGGAUUUCAACAAAAAACUAGUGACAAAAAAGAUUACCUAUAUGAAAGUGAUUUAUUUUUGGUGAUUUUGAUUUAUAAUAAAUUAGGAUAAUUUUUUUCUGUAACAUUCUUAGUAAAAUGGUCAAUCUCCUUUUUUGGUUUAUUAUGAUUUUUACUAAAUACCUUUAGGUUUAGUUUAGGUAUAGGUUAGCUUUGCCGAUACUGUACUUUUUUUUUUUAAUUUUAGAUUACAAAAAUGGACUAAACUAAAGAUGCUGCUGAUUAUAACCUGUAUGUACAUUUGGAUGAUCAAUUAAUUUACAACAAUAUAUGCAAAUAUAAUGUACAAUUUAUAUGAUUUAAGAUAAUAAUUAGGAAUUACAAAAGUUAUAGCCACAUAUUUACUGCACAAUAUGUUUAUUUAAGUCUUGAGGGUGUAUUGUAUACAGCAAUCUUUAUGAUUCAGGUAUUCUAUGUAUUAUCUAGGUAAUGUAUAGAUACCGGGGCAUUUUGGCAAUGUAUGAAAUAUGAAAUGUUUUUAAUAAUGGUUUUGCGGCUCUGGGUUCUAGCUUUGUUCACAACAGUAACGUAAAUUGGUAACAUGCCAGACUAACAAAGCCAUCAUUUUUCAAUACUCAAUACUCACCUCACUCAGGCCGCGGCAGCACACGUGGAAAGGUGCGCAGAAUAGGUUGCGCACAAAAAAACGUAACGCUGUCAUUCGUUCAUCGAAUUUUGCUGCCCAUUAUUUUUUAUUAUAUGAAAAAUCGAUUCAUAAGGAGUAGGAAAAAUGUUCGCUUAAAAUAAAUAAUAUGACAGUGCCUUAACGUAUGUUUUCAACUUUAGGGGCUCCGCUUAGCCAGAGAAAAAAAAAUUACCUUUUUUUUAUUUUAUACAUAUUAUAUUUUUUUUUAUUUUUCAUUUUAUUUUUAAAGAAAAGAGAUUUACCUGCGAUUUACUAAUUUUGCAUUAACACGUAAGGGGCCUCUGGAUUCCGGGGGCCCCGUAUUAUACGGCUGAUACGGCGGCUUGUGGCUUUGAAAGUGCACAGAAGUAAAGAUUACGCAAUGAAAUGAACUGAUUACACUGCGUAUAUUUCUGCCUACCGUCUUUUACAUACAUUACCGGCUGCACAUUAGAUAUUGAUAGAAUACCUAGGUAAUGUAUGCAAUGGACAAUCAUAUUCGUAUUAUUUAAUAUAUUGUCAGAAUACCCUCGUCCCGCAGUAUUAUAUACAUCGCUUAUAGCUUGGCAACUUCGUUCUUAACACUCCCGAAGCGGGAGCGGGCGGGGGGGGGGGGGGGGUGUUAUAGCGAUGAAUGAUAAACCCACGACUGACGCAUCUAAAUUCCCCGCACGCACAACUUCACACCCGCGAACAUCUUGCGCCAAACUAGGCUUUGUAUAGAACAACGGAUUGUACAGAUUGCCCGACAUAAACAAGUGUAGGCGAUAAACUUUUAUAUUAAACAGCAUGGAGAAAUCGGGAACCAUAACCAAUUUGUUAAUAUAUUUCUCAUUAUUAGAGGAGAUUCUCAAUAGCUGUUUUAUAAGAUUAUCUCCCUAUAAAGGAAUCAUUAGCGCUGUCUGUUUUGUGAUGUUUUCAUACCACGAUAACUCUCCAAUUAGAACCCGUCUAGUUAAAAACAUCGCAAGAUGCUAUAGCACUUAAUUCGAGGCUCAAUAUAUGUUUUCCAAGUUUUGAAUUUAAUUAGGUAUUGCCCAUCUAAGCUAAGGUGUAAAUCCUAAACGAUGCCUUCAAAAUACUGAUAUUAAGAAAUUAUGUCUCGUGUAAGUUUAAAAUCCUUUUGUUGUUAGCAAAACAAACAUACAUAAUAAGUAAAUAUUCUUAUAUUAAUUAGAGAAGUAGGUACCUACCUAAAAGUUAGUAGGUAGGUAAUAGGUAAAAAUAUGGUUCUUUUCAUAAGCACAAUCUAUACCUAAGAAAUUAAGUAUGUUACAAGAGUAAUAAUAUACGUUACCUAUACAUA